AUGAAAGGCUACAUUGAGAUGAAGGAGCGGGCUAAAAAGCUGUCGGUGAGGGCACGUGUCAUGGAGCCAUUUCACGAGGUGACUCCGAGCAUGGACGAUGCAGCGGUAGCGGGGUUACCGAGUCGCAAAGCGAUACAUGAGACUUUGCGCAAAACAAAAAAAACUUCCCUCGGGCUACCGACGGCCCCAUCCAGUCGGGAAGGGCUGGCGGCUUUGCCCUCUGCAUUUGUCCAUGUGAAUGCUGGGGGCCUCAGUCGGUCAACCUUAUUGUUCGAUAGCGGCGAAGGGGAUAAGGAUCGCCUCAUCAUCUGGAUGGAUCCUUGGGUGAAGGACGUGAUGAAGAACGACGGAGAAGGUUUCCACAUUUCUGUGGAUGGGACGUUCAAGACUUCUCCGACUCAUUGGGCCCAGCAAUUCACGGUCAUGGUCCGCUUUGACUGUGGUCGCAUGUUUCCUCUAUUCUACGCUAUUCUCCCGAGAAAGAAUGGAAAUACCUACGAGCGAUUUUUUGCGGCGAUAGAGGGAUCGCUGACUCAGGAUGUGGGGAGCUGCAUGAUGGAUUUUGAAUACGCUGUGAGAAAAGCUUUCGAAGGCGUAUUCGGGAAAGGAAAGGUUGUUCUUUGCUACUUCCACUUCUGCCAGAACAUAAGGCGGAAGUUCGAGAGCCUUAUACGGAAGCCGGUUGCUUCUAAGGAGCAGCAGGCUCUGCGAGAAGAGGUUUACUACGACAUAUUGGCGCUCCCCUUUCUUCCGCUUGAUCUCGUGGACUUGGGAAUGGAUUUCAUCUGCGACAAACUCUCGGGAGACGACCGUCGUUUUCUUCUGAAGUACCUCCGCCCUUACUACGGCAUGAAAGGCAUUCAUCCAGCAAGAUUGUGGAACUUGCGUUUGCGCGUUGAGCAAGAACUACCGCGGACGAAUAAUGGCCAGGAGGGAUUCCACAACCGUUGGAACGGUCAUUUUCCGGGAUCAAGCCAUCCUACAAUCUGGUCAUGGAUAAGCGUGGUUCAUGAUCUCAUGAAGGAGACGAGGGCCGAAUUACUUAUGAUGCGAGAGGGGGAAAUCUGGCCUCGUGAAGCUCGAUACCUCGAGAAUGACGCGAUACUGCGCAGAGUUUGUCGCUUCAGAGUAGAUUCGGCGAGCCUCGGGAGCUGGUUCGAUAAAGUAAGGGCUUCCAUCAGGAGGAUCGUGAAGGAUAUGCCUCGCGAAGUUGACGAGGCGGAGUCUCUAGAGUUCCCUACUAUUGAGCCUGCUACUGAUGCGAAGCGCAAGGCAGACUUUGGUCCCAAUUAUUCGGGAGUGAAUCAGCGAAAGCGCCUCGCAGCUGUGACUCUCAACGAUGCGGUCGAAUUCUCGCAGGAUUCGGAAUCUUCUGAGCCUCCAAAUAACGACACUGUGGUGCUCGGGGUACCCGAGGGUUCCAGCUUGGAUGAUGGCUUACUUCGCAUGUUCAAUGAGGUGGCAGCUGCUUUCGCGGGCAACACCUUAGUCGAAAAUUCCUUAAUGGAGGCUCCUCCGAUGCCAGCUCAGGCUGAGGCGGGAUCUCAGGGUAUCGCAGUUCAACCACCUUCCCAGGAGAAGUCGGGCUCAGACGGAACUGACCGUAAGAGCGAUAAAGGACGGAACUCCUUCCCAACUUGGCGUAUUUUUCCGGGGAGAGAAGUGGGUACGACCUUGCUCUUGACGACCCAGGAUCGAGAGAAUUUGGUUGUCGAGGACUCGAGCAUUUCCGACCAGGUGAUAGAGGCUUGGAUGACCCGUAUCGAACACAAGUUCAAGAGGAAGGUUAAUCGAGCUCAGGCAGUAUGGCUAUCGGGCUAUGGGUUUUCCCCUGUGCCUGACAAUGAUUUGGUUGUCUUGCAGCCAAUAUCUGACGGCGGUUGUCACUUUACCUGCACGGUGCGGAUUAAUGGUGAUAUAUUUUACUUUGAUAGUUCAUACGGAGAGCAGGCUAAGGUCUCGGAUUACAUGAAGGUACGGCUGAGGCAGCUCUACGGAUCUGGUGCUAAGGCGGUAUGCCCUUCUGUUCAACAGCAAACCAUUGGAAGUAAUCUUUGUGGGGCGUUCGUGUUGGCACGACUAACGGCAUAUGCUGCUUCGCCUCAUCAAAAACCUGACAAGUUUCUAUUUCGGGAAUCUGAGAUGAGGCAGCAUAUUUUCUCCUGCUUGGAAGAUGAGAGUAGGCGGUCUCUCCUCUUUCCGAGAAUACGAGGCAGGACCCCGCCUGAUGUAAUCUUAUCGAAAAGGUUUUCUUUCACAUUGUGA
Perkinsus marinus ATCC 50983 is the source of this 2265-nucleotide messenger RNA. RefSeq lists its product as hypothetical. Lineage: Eukaryota; Perkinsozoa; Perkinsida; Perkinsidae. The record is from RefSeq and is a predicted model, not a curated record. The transcript has a single exon. Bases 1 to 2265 code for a protein of 754 amino acids.